GUAAUAAAAAGUAGGAUUCAUUUGUUGAAAUCAGGUAUGUCACAUAGCGCAAAAUUGUAGUUUUCCGGCACGUCCGUGCGAUGCUAGUGCUUCUUCUUUGUCUAUCGUAUUCCAAAGUAGUACACUCAUCUUACCACAUCAGAGAUAACUCACUCGUUCCUCCAUAUUCAAGUUCUCUCUGGGUACCUUAUGGAUCAACGAUUAUUCAACCUCAGUUUGUACGCUUAACUUCCGAUGUAAAAAGUAGUCAAGGAGGUAUUUCCAAUAUAAAACCUUUAUUUGCUCGUGAUUGGGAGGUGGUUAUUUUGUUCCAUGUUCAUAGUCCCAAAACUCUGGUCGGUGAUGGAUUCGCUUUCUGGUACACUCAGCAUCCUCCUUCAAAUGGGCCAUCAUUCGGCAGUCAAGAUAAGUUCCGUGGGUUAGCCGUUUUCUUUGAUACUUAUGCUAAUCAAAAUGGUGAGCAUAGUCAUGAGCAUCCUUAUGUCAGUGCAAUGAUUAACGAUGGAUCUAAACAAUAUGACCAUGAUAAAGAUGGAACUUUAACUGAACUAUCUGGUUGUUCAUCUAAUUUUCGUAAUAAUGACUACUCAAUGGCCACAAUUCGUUACGCUAAUAACCAGUUGAAGGUUUCUUUGAAAUAUCAAGGUGCUACAGAUCCUGUAGAUUGUUUCACAGUUGACGGAGUACAUUUACCUACUGGUUAUUUUAUCGGGAUUUCAGCCGCCACUGGUGACCUUUCAGAUAAUCACGACAUAUACUCUAUUCAUACCUAUGAACUGGAUGUUGGUCGAAAAGACGAUCCGUUCGCUGACUUUUCUAAAAUUGAACCAUCGGCUGAUCAGGAGGCUGCACCAAGAGCUCGAGUCGAUGAUACUCCACCAUCGAGAUUCAGCCGCGUACUUACAUUAUUUUCUUGGUUAUUCGUAUUUGGAUUUGUUAGUGGUGGUGGAUAUAUGGGCUAUAAAUACUAUAAGAAGCGUCAAAGGCAAAUGAAGCGAUUCUAUUAGUGAACAAAUUUAAAUUGAUUAUCACUAAUUCCUUUUUAAUUCUUUAAAAAAACGAACUAUUUUGAUUAAACGGGCAGUGUAUAUUUGCGGGUAUUAGAAACUGAAGUCGUGACUACAUCCUUCGUUUUUCUGAAUGUUGAUCUACACAUUUUUCAGAGAUGAUUUUUGUACUUCUUUAUACUACUCCUGGUUGAUUAAAAGUGUUAAAUGAGUUAAAUAUUUUUGCUAACCUUAUCAGUAUGACGUUAGUAUUUUUGUGUAUCAAUUUGAUACUGACAGUAGCAGAUAAUAAUUCGUCAAACGGUACAACGAAUCGCAAUAUUAAUUUUUGUCCUGUCCUUCUGUCUCCUUAUUUUUUAUGCCAAACAAACUACGCAGAAAUGUUUUUUGUUUUAAAACUUUUAGUUCAUAUUUUCCUUUGACAAUAAUCGUUAAGCACGUAAGAUUUCUGAUUUUUCUUCUGUGGUGGCAAGAUGUUUUACAUGAUUGUGAAAAAUAAAUAUUAUUAAUGCUUUGAUGAAUGUGGAUGUAUUAAAGUGUUCAAUUUGUAUCAGUUUACUUUCAGUGCCAAAUAUUAUUCAAUGUGUCGUUUUUUCUUUCUAGUCACAAGUGAUUUUUGUUUCCUAACAUUGUUGACUACUACAUUUAUGGGGGAGUUUCUCCCGAAAAAUCCUCAAUGCAAACUACUUAUAUUGCUUCCAAACAUAUGAAGAAAAUGAUAGUGUCUGUCCGAUACCAAAUAUACCGGUAAAAAAUGUAAAGGUUUAUUGAUGUCUGCUAAGUAAUCACUGUUCUGAUGUAUAUUUAGAAGUAGUUGGUUUAUUCAGAAGUCAUCAUGAUACUGAUUGUGUCCCAGCGUUUAAUGCAUUCUUACU
This is a messenger RNA of Schistosoma spindalis, 1882 nucleotides long. Lineage: Eukaryota; Metazoa; Platyhelminthes; Trematoda; Strigeidida; Schistosomatidae. The record is from the annotation of a GenBank genome assembly.